This is a messenger RNA of Myotis davidii, 786 nucleotides long. Its product is annotated as putative deoxyribonuclease TATDN1. Lineage: Eukaryota; Metazoa; Chordata; Mammalia; Chiroptera; Vespertilionidae. The record is from RefSeq and is a predicted model, not a curated record. Gene Ontology annotation, cellular component: cytosol. The coding region runs from base 15 to 704 and encodes 229 amino acids. Gene Ontology annotation, molecular function: 3'-5'-DNA exonuclease activity. The transcript is spliced from 3 exons.
UUGCCAUAUAUUAUAUGUUUUUCAGUACAGUUGGAUGUCAUCCUACAAGAUGUGAUGAAUUUGAAAAGAAUAAUCCUGAUAUUUCCUUAAUGGAGUUGCUAAAUCUUGCUGAAAACAACAAGGGGAAAGUUGUAGCAAUAGGGGAAUGUGGACUCGAUUUUGACCGACUACAGUUUUGUCCCAAAGAUACUCAGCUCAAAUAUUUUGAAAAACAGUUUGAACUGUCAGAUCAGACAAAAUUACCCAUGUUUCUUCACUGCCGAAACUCUCAUGCUGAAUUUUUGGACAUAAUGAAAAGAAAUAGAGAUCGGUGUGUAGGGGGAGUAGUGCAUUCAUUUGAUGGUACCAAGGAAACAGCAGCUGCUUUGGUUGACUUGGAUCUCUAUAUAGGAUUUAAUGGUUGCUCACUGAAAACUGAGGCUAAUUUGGAAGUUUUGAAGUCAAUACCUAGUGAAAAAUUAAUGAUUGAGACUGAUGCACCUUGGUGUGGAGUCAAAAGUACACAUGCUGGUUCAAAAUAUGUAAAAACGUCAUUUCCUACCAAAAAGAAAUGGGAAAAUGGGCACUGUUUGAAAGACAGAAAUGAACCUUGCCAUAUAAUUCAAAUACUGGAGAUAAUGGCAGCAGUAAGAGAUGAGGAUCCACUGGAAUUAGCCAAUGAGCUAUACAAUAAUACCAUUAAAGUAUUUUUUCCUGACAUGUAAUUGGUAUGUAUUUUCCGUCAUGUAUGUGAAAUUUCAUGGUAAAACUUAGUUUCAAUAAAGGAAUUCUCUGGAAAAAAAAAAA